Molecule: messenger RNA, 2262 nt
Organism: Sorghum bicolor (sorghum)
Lineage: Eukaryota; Viridiplantae; Streptophyta; Magnoliopsida; Poales; Poaceae
Product: NLR family CARD domain-containing protein 3
Exons: 17
Coding region: 28-2004 (658 amino acids)
Biological process (GO): activation of GTPase activity; nucleocytoplasmic transport
Cellular component (GO): perinuclear region of cytoplasm; nucleus; cytosol
Molecular function (GO): small GTPase binding; GTPase activator activity
Source: RefSeq, a predicted model, not a curated record
AUCGGUAAAGUCCAAACCCGGUCCGACAUGAUCCAUACAACCUUACCUCUCCCCGCAUCAAAAGCUCCCCCUCCCAAAGCCCCCGCCCGGCGCCCGCCUCCGGUCUCCCUCCCUCAUCCUCCCCCAUCUUCCUCCUCCGGCCCCCAGCCGCCGCGUCCAAUGGAGUCCUCGCUCCUCCUCUCCUCCCCGCGCCCCCUCAAGCCCUUCCACCCGCUCCGCUUCCACACCGGUCGCCGUCGCCACGCGUCGUUUCGCGGGAAGCCUUCGCCGCCGCCCCUGCCACCGCUCGCACACGGGAGCCGCCGGGUGGGCCUGGCGGUGCCGCGCGCCGCGAGCGUGUCGUUCGGCGACGGCUUCCGCAUCCAGGACAGGCCUCCCGGGACCGGCCGCGGGGGUGCUCCCCGGAGGUCCUACCGCGAGGCGCAGGGCGAAGCCGCCGUGCCACCCUUGGCGGCGGCUGCGAGAAAAGUCGCGCCCUACGCCGUGCCGGUCGGGGCAGUACUCAUGCUGAGCUUUGUCAUAUGGAAGGUGGUUCAGAAUAUGAUUCCAGGGAAGAAAAAGGACCAGAAUUCUGGAGAAUCUGCGCCUUCUGGGAUCAUGUGGUCCUUUGCUGCUGGUUCAAAUUUGUCAACACCUACCCUCAGUGCUGAAAAGGAGUCGCGGAAAAAUCUUAACAAGUUCUACAAAGAAAUUCGGACUUCGAAAACUGUUAACAUGGCAGGUCGUCAGUUUGGAGAUGAGGGCCUGUUUUUUCUAGCAGAAAGCUUAGCCUAUAACAAGAGUGCAGAAGAGGUGGACUUUUCUGGCAAUGGGAUAACAGCUGUGGGAAUAGAAGCCUUUGAUGGAAUUCUUCAGAUAAACACAACUUUGAAAACUCUCAAUUUAUCUGGAAAUGACAUUGGGGAUGAAGGAGCUAAGUGUCUUUCAGAUAUAUUGGUUGAAAAUUUCGGUAUUCAGAAACUCCUUCUGAACAGUAUCAAUAUUGGGGACGAGGGUGCCAAGGCAAUUUCAAAUAUGCUAAAAAAGAAUAAAUCAAUACGUUUUCUACAGCUUAGCAAUAAUACAAUUGACUACAGUGGUUUUGCAAGUAUUGCAGAAGGCCUUUUAGAGAAUAAUUUGAUACGGAGCUUGUAUCUCAAUGGCAACUAUGGUGGUCCUCUUGGUGCAUCCAGCCUAGCUCAAGGAAUUUUAGGGAACAAGUCAUUAAGGGAAAUUCACCUGCAUGGUAAUGGGAUUGGGAAUGAGGGAAUACGUGAGUUGAUGUCUGCAUUAUCUGCUCACAAAGGGAAGAUCACAAUUGUGGAUAUUGGUAACAACAACAUUAGCCCGGAAGGUUUACGUCCUGUUGCCAGCUUCCUCAAAAGGACAAAGUCCUUACAGUGGUUCAGUCUCUGCAUGAAUGAUAUUAGCGAUGAGGGAGCUGAAAAGGUUGCUGAGGCUCUGAAAGAUAACAAAACGAUUUCUACCAUAGACUUGGGUGGCAAUAACAUUCACUCCAAAGGUGUUAGUGUAAUAGCGGAAACUUUGAAGGAUAAUGCGGUGCUGACAACACUGGAUUUGAGCUACAAUCCAAUUGGAUCAGAUGGGGUAAAGGCUUUGUGCGAUGUCCUCAAGUUCCAUGGAAAGAUCCAAACCCUUAAGCUUGGCUGGUGCCAGAUAGGUGUGGAAGGUGCAGAGUGUAUUGCUGAUUGUCUCAAGUACAACACAACGUUAUCAACAUUGGAUUUGCGGGCAAAUGGACUUGGAGAUGAUGGUGCUAUAUGCUUAGCACGAAGUUUCAAGAUAAUCAAUGAAUCUUUGACAUCUCUUGACCUGGGUUUUAAUGAGAUUAGAGAUGACGGAGCAUUUGCAUUGGCUCAAGCACUCAAGGCUAAUGAAGAUCUGGCAGUCACAUCAUUGAAUCUUGCGAACAACUUCUUCACAAAAUUUGGACAGGUUGCUCUUUCGGAGGCGCGGGAUCAUGUAUUCGAGAUGCACGAAAAGGAGAUAGACAUUUAUUUUUAGGUGGCACCGGUUUCCCUCUGCACAAGUUAACACAGGAUCGAUGCUUAUUUGUCGAGUAGGUUGAAGAAUAAGGUCGCGGUAGAGCAAUGCUCUAUCCCUGUAUAGAAAAUUUUGGUGAAUUAGUCAACUCUUUACUCUUUAGGUUAGCCAUUCAAGUGUCUAUAUGCAAAUUUUGCUGGAGACAUCAGUCUUGUCUUGAACCAUUCAUACUGGUUGAAAAUGGAAUGGAUAUGAUGAGCAUCACGUGCAUACAGGACA